CAUCCGCAGUAGUUCUUCUUCGUCCGUCAUCGUUGUCCGUUCGCGUUUUCUGUAGUGUUGGUUACGGAUUCAUGUCUGCCUGCGUUUGGAAAUUUUCAUUCAGGAGAGUGAAAAAGUGAAGGCCCCCAUUCGAGCAGGUAGUGGUUCUUGGAAGAAGAAAAAAAUAUCGUUCUGUCGUCGUCGGCCCACAAUAAUUCCGGAUCGAUUCCGGGCGGAGAGAGUGCUAACGAGUUGUUGAAGAGGAUUAGUAGUGUACCUGGUGCGAUUCGGCCGAAAAAAGGGCUGGCUGGGGAUCUGCCCCGUGUGUGUUUUUUGGAUGGUGAAAAAGUGCCCCCUUGUGCUUAUGUGAUUGAUUCAAGCCAGCAGCAUCAGCCGAAGGAAUACAAAAUAGGGGAAAAUGGCCUGCGCUAGUGCUAGUGCUUCGACGACGGGCAACAGUAUGGAAGUGGUAGCGCCAACAAAUGUGUCCGUCGCCACCAGGCCAACCAGGUUCACGAUGGAGGGCGUUGGAUCUCGGGUCAUCCGCGGACCGGACUGGAAAUGGGGCAAACAGGAUGGCGGUGAAGGCCACGUUGGGACGGUGCGCAAUUUCGAGUCCCAAGAGGAGGUGGUCGUCGUUUGGGACAACGGCACCGCGGCCAACUAUCGAUGCGCGGGCGCAUACGAUCUUCGCAUCCUGGACAGUGCCCCGACCGGUAUCAAACACGAGGGCACCAUGUGCGACACUUGCCGACAGACGCCGAUAUUUGGCAUACGCUGGAAGUGUGCCGAGUGCAACAAUUACGAUCUGUGCUCGAUCUGCUAUCACGGAGAUAAGCAUCAUUUGAGGCAUCGGUUUCAUCGAAUUUCGACGCCGGGUGGCGAAAAAACGCUGCUGGAACCGCGACGCAAAUCGAAAAAGAUUGCAGUGCGGGGGAUCUUUCCUGGGGCACGAGUUGUCCGGGGAGUUGAUUGGCAGUGGGAAGAUCAGGACGGUGGUAAUGGCCGACGUGGAAAGGUCAAUGAAAUUCAGGACUGGUCUUCGGCUUCGCCACGUUCAGCUGCUUAUGUAGUGUGGGAUAAUGGAGCGAAGAAUUUGUACAGAGUGGGGUUUGAAGGUAUGGCUGAUUUGAAGGUGGUGAACGAUUCCAAGGGUAAUAACGUGUAUCGGGAUCAUUUACCUUUGUUGGGAGAGUUUGGGCCAGGUCGUGGACCGCAUAGUUUCCAGAUUGGGGAUCAGGUGACAGUGGAUUUGGAAAUCGAAAUUGUACAAUCGCUCCAGCAUGGUCAUGGCGGAUGGACGGAUGGGAUGUACGAAUGUUUGAACACCACUGGAACGGUGGUCGGGAUCGAUGAAGAUCAUGACAUUGUGGUGGCAUAUCCGAGCUCGCAUCGGUGGACGUUCAAUCCGACAGUGCUGACGAUUGUUUCAUCACCGGCUUCGAUGCUGAGCGAAAAUCAGCUGCAACAAUUUGCUGUGGGUGAUUUUGUGAAGAUUUGCAGUGAUUUGGAGAGGAUUAAGAUUUUACAACGAGGGCAUGGUGAAUGGGCUGAAGCUAUGGUUCCAACUCUAGGGAAAGUCGGGCGUGUGCAACAGGUUUACCACGAUAAUGAUCUGAAGGUUGAAGUGUGCAAUACUUCGUGGACCUACAAUCCGCUGGCGGUUACUAAAGCAUCUUCAUCGGAUGGAUCAACGGCUGUUACUACAAAUGGAGAACGACUGUCGGCAAUUUUGAAGAAGUUAUUUGAACCACACGCGUCUGGAGAUACGACCGAAGAAUUGGUGAAGGCAGCCGCCAAUGGUGAUGUUGCUAAGGUUGAAGAAUUCCUCUCCGGAUCUUCCGCACAAAAUGUUCCUUCGUCUUCCACCAGCUCCCAGGAUUCUUCCCAAGUAGUGAAAGUCGAUGUCAAUGGAGUCUUUGCCGGUCACACGGCUCUGCAAGCGGCCAGUCAGAAUGGUCACCUGGAAGUGAUCCAAGUUCUACUUCGGUACAAUGCGGACGUUGAAAUUGAAGAUAAGGACGGAGAUCGAGCUGUCCACCAUGCUGCGUUUGGCGAUGAACCAGGUGUCAUGGGAUUGCUGGCUAAAGCUGGAGCAGACCUGAAUGCCCGGAACAAGCGACGACAGACCGCAUUGCACAUUGCAGUCAACAAGGGGCAUUUCAAUGUCGUUAAAACUCUCCUUGAGCUAAGUUGUCAUCCAAGUCUUCAGGACUCGGAAGGUGACACACCUCUUCACGAUGCGAUUUCAAAAGAACACGAUAAUAUGCUGUCGCUGUUGCUGGAUUUCGGAGCGGAUAUUACCCUUACAAACAACAACGGGUUCAACGCAUUGCAUCAUGCCGCGCUAAAGGGCAAUCCCAGUGCCAUGAAGAUUCUGCUCACAAAAACCAACCGCUUGUGGAUCGUCGAAGAGAAGAAAGAAGAUGGCUACACCGCUUUACAUCUGGCAGCACUCAACAAUCACGUAGAGAUAGCGGAACUUCUAGUGAAGAUGGGCAAAGCAAACAUGGACUGUCAGAACGUCAAUCUGCAAACGGCACUACACCUGGCCGUCGAACGCCAGCACGUACAAAUAGUGAAGCUUCUCGUUCGCGAAGGUGCCAAUCUAAACAUUCCCGAUAAAGAUGGUGAUACGCCUCUGCACGAAGCUCUGAGACAUCACACUUUGUCUCAACUCCGCCAACUGCAGGAUGUCGAGGGAUUCGGAAAGAUUCUCAUGGGGUUGAGAAAUAACACCGAUAAGAAAGCGUCCGCGUCGAUUGCCUGUUUCUUGGCGGCCAACGGAGCCGAUCUGACUAUCAAAAAUCGGAAACUCCAAACUCCGUUGGAUCUUUGUCCGGAUCCAAAUCUCUGCAAGACCCUCAUCAAAUGCUACAACGAGCGCAAGACCGAUGACAUGGACAUGGCUGCCGCCGGGGGUACAGUUUUGCCCGGCUCAAACAUGUUGCGCAACGGAGCACCUGUGGCUGGUGCCGCAACUGCUCCGAGCUCCUCUUCUCUUGUAUCUGGUUCCACUCCGGGUAUCUCUUCUUCUGGCGUAGUUGAUGCCAAUCUAUUGAACGAUCUGAACAAGAUGUCCAUACAGCCGACGGUUGGUGGUCAGAAUAGCGUUGCGGGAAGCAAUGGAAGCCCUCUAGACGAGUGCCUCCUUUGUUCGGACCAGAAACGGGACACAGUAUUCAAACCGUGUGGACAUGUCGUGUGCUGUGACAAUUGCGGUCCCCGGAUUAAGAAGUGUUUGAUUUGUCGGGAAGCGGUUUCGGAACGGGAAAAGAUUGGCGAAUGCUUAGUUUGUUCGGAUAGGAAAGCUUCGGUAUUUUUCAAACCAUGCGGCCACAUGGUUGCUUGCGACAAUUGUGCACAGAUAAUGAAGAAGUGCGUCCAGUGCAGGGUUCAACUGGAACAAAAGGUGCCACUGUCGGUGUGCAGCGGUGGCCCUGGAAAUGUGGUCACUGUUCAAUAUCAACGCGACGAGAAAAAAGAAGUCAACCAAACCGUUUUACAGGGCAUCAACAAGAGUGGCCAUGGCGUUGCCAUGAACAAUACAAUGUCUCCGAAUGUCAGCGUUGUUAGUGGUACCCCAACAUCACUUACCACGAUGAACAACAUUGGCACAGGAAACGUCGCUCCAAACAAUCUGAAUUUGGCCGACGACGUCCAGAAACUGCAACAGCAACUUCAGGACAUCAAGGAACAGACGAUGUGCCCAGUCUGUUUCGAUCGCAUGAAGAACAUGGUGUUCAUGUGUGGCCAUGGAACGUGCCAGAUGUGUGGCGAUCAAAUCGAGGGCUGUCCGAUCUGUCGCAAAACGGUGGAGAAGCGAAUUUUAAUGUUUUAACUUGAUAGAUGUUAUGCAAUUCAUUCUCCUACAAGUAGUCGCAAGAUUAAAUCCCUACUUGGCCUAGGAGGCAUUCUACGAAAAUCAAAAUCAAUUUCCUAAAUGUACGUUAUGAAUAGGUUUUUAAAUUUCUGUCAAUCCUCAAUCAAAAGCUAUUACGAUUAAUAGUCGAAACAAUUUAUUAUAGUUAGAUGUUGAGAUUGUUUCCUUUUUCUUCGGUUUCAACAUUAAAAUUUAUUUAAACAUUUAUUUUGGCGCACAUAAUUAUUCUUAUGACGAAUUUUAAACAUUACUCUGUGCAAGUGUGGAUGAAUAAUUCAAUUGCUCGAAAUGUUUUCAUCAAUUUGAACAAAGUUAAGCUGUCUAGAAUUACAUGAGCUUGCAAACAUUUGAACCGAAACAAUCUGAAAAGUUGCAUUAUACACACAGAUAGAACACAAUUAUUGUGCAUAAUAUAUCUAGAUACAAAAUUAUACAAAAUUUAUACUAUACAAGCUACAAAAAUAAAACCAGAUUCUUAUUAGCCCAGUACUACACGCUCAGAAACAUAUACGCACUGAAGUUUUACGUAGAUGAAACGUUAUAAGUGAUACAACGAAGGAUUAAGCUUCCUCCAAGUGAAAAAGAAGCGAAUUCAGUGCGGAUAUGUUUCUGAGAUUGUCUAAAAAGAAUUCAGUCAACAAUCAGAAAACGAUAAUAUAAAAACCCAGCAUUGCACAUAAUCAAUUUAUUACACUUCUAUUUCGAUUAAUGCAAAAUAAAAUCUUAAA
Molecule: messenger RNA, 4590 nt
Organism: Aedes aegypti (yellow fever mosquito)
Lineage: Eukaryota; Metazoa; Arthropoda; Insecta; Diptera; Culicidae
Gene: mib1
Product: E3 ubiquitin-protein ligase mind-bomb
Exons: 5
Coding region: 398-3820 (1140 amino acids)
Biological process (GO): protein ubiquitination
Cellular component (GO): cytoplasm
Molecular function (GO): protein binding; ubiquitin-protein transferase activity; zinc ion binding
Source: RefSeq, a predicted model, not a curated record